Thalassophryne amazonica is the source of this 1994-nucleotide messenger RNA. RefSeq names its product PX domain containing serine/threonine kinase (gene pxk). The record is from RefSeq and is a predicted model, not a curated record. The transcript has 18 exons. Bases 152 to 1864 code for a protein of 570 amino acids. Gene Ontology annotation, molecular function: phosphatidylinositol binding; actin binding; protein kinase activity. Gene Ontology annotation, cellular component: late endosome; early endosome; extrinsic component of endosome membrane. Gene Ontology annotation, biological process: endosome to lysosome transport; protein phosphorylation; protein targeting to lysosome. NCBI's taxonomy places the organism in Eukaryota, Metazoa, Chordata, Actinopteri, Batrachoidiformes, Batrachoididae.
UGUGACGUCAGUGCUGUCAGCGCUUCCUGGUUACAGUGAAGCUAAGCUAACAGCUAAGCUGUCGGGCUGCGGGUGUUCGUCCGCCGCUCUGACCGUUUCUUCUCACCGAUACGCGUCCAGUGUUUGACACGCUUCCCGUUAACCCUCCGGGAUGUCUUUCCUGGACAAACCGACCUCCGGCAGGCUGCUGCUGGACGAUACGGUGCCGCUGACGGCGGUGAUCGAAGCCAGCCAGAACCUGCAGUCUCACACGGAGUACAUCAUCCGUGUCCAGAGGGGUGUGUCCUCAGACAACAGCUGGCAGGUGAUUCGGCGCUACAGCGACUUUGACCUUCUGAACAGCAGUCUGAUGGUGUGUGGUGCCAGUCUCCCCUUUCCUCCUAAAAAGCUGAUUGGAAACAUGGACCGGGAGUUCAUCGCUGAGAGACAGAGAGGACUACAGUCCUAUCUGGACUCUCUUACCCAGCAUCCCUUGCUGUCCACCUCUCUGCACGUCAAGAAGUUCCUAGAUCCCAGCAACUACGCUGCCAACUACACAGAGAUCGCCCUGCAGCAGGUCUCCAUGUUCUUCAGAUCAGACCCAAAGUGGGAGGUGCUGGAGCCACUGAGAGACAUCGGUUGGAGGAUCAGGAAGAAAUAUUUUUUAAUCAAAAACAAAGAGCAGCCCAAAGACAGUUACGUGCUGAGCUGGGUGGAUCUGGGUCCUGAUAAGUUCCUGUCGGACAAAGACCUGCAGUCAGCCGUCAAGCUGCUGACCAGUGUGACGAGUCCGUACCUGUGUCCACUGGUGUUCUCCAGCACCAGCGAGUCUUCGGCGCUGCUGAUCCGCCCGUUUAAGGAGGAAGGCUCACUGAGAGAUCAAAUCCAUAAGGUGAAGCCCAGAGAGUCUUUUCUGAAGAAGUACUGUAACCUGAAGAAGAGUCAGGGCCUCGAACUGCCGCACAUCAGGCUGUACGGCCGCCAGAUCCUGGAGAGCCUGAAGCUUCUGCACGAUUCCGGCGUGUUCUUCGGCCACUUGCACGCGUCCAAUGUUGUGGUGAAUGAAGGCGUCUGCCAGCUGAUGGACGUGGAGAACGGCAUGCUGGGAGUUCCCUCUGUGCUGCGACCUGCCUUCACCCAGUUCAGGAAGAUCAAUACCACAGAGAACAUUGACGUUUUCUGCUUCGGACAUUUACUGUACGAGAUGACGUACGGUCGACCGCCUGACAGCGUUCCAGUUGACGAGUACCCCCCCGCCCCCAGCACCGCCUUGGUGUCAGUGCUGCAGUCCAUCCUGUCCACAGAAGCCUGUAAAAGUCGGAUGCCAACAGUGUCGCAGCUGAUCCAGACUCAGCUUUUCAGUGACGUCCAGCUCCAUCAUUCAGACAAACUCCAGAUCAAGAUUCCCGGCAGGUUAAAGGAGGCGCUGAAGGUGGCGAAGGAGAGUCUGGAGAGGAGGCUGCAGGAGGAGCAGAGAGUGCUUCAUCAGCACAAGCGUUUGACAAGAGCUCAGUCUCACCACGGCUCAGAGGAAGAGCGGAAGAGGAGGAAGAUUCUGGCCAGGAAGAAGUGCCGACAGUCAGCGUACGAAAAUGACGAAGACACGUCUGUCAGGAACAACAACUCUGGCUCUGGUGCCAGUUCUCCUUAUACCUCCCCAUCCUCCCCCACUCCCCCUUCUACCACAGGAGUUCAGAAUGCUCCUCCUCCUCCACCGCCACCUCUUCCUCCAUCAGACUCCUCCUCCCAUGCUGCUCCUCCCCCUGUGACCUCCACAGAUGGUGCUGGAGGAGGUCGCUCAGCGCUGCUCAGCUCCAUCCAGACCUUCAGCAAAGGCCGCCUGAAGAAGGCUCAGACUGCUGACCGCAGCAAACCCGUAAUUUGACCUCUGCCCUCCCACCAUGCUCCUCCAUCUGGUAACGGGCGCCGCGGCGACACCGCUGACCCGCCGCUGCGGCGCCGUGGUCUGGGCGAGUUGACGAGCUUGAUGUCGUUUCUCCCUCAAAUGUGAAAAA